UCAAACCAGCUGCGAGGAAACAGCUUUAGCCUGUGCAAGUGAGCUGGGGCCUUAGAGGGAUUAACCCAUCUCAUAGCUGACUUUACAAAGACUGAAAGUUCAGGUGCUUUAAGGAAGUGGAGGUACAGGGAUGGGACUGUGAGUGCAUGGAGAACGUGGUCUGGGGCUGCGGCUCACCCACACUCUGCUCCAGUGACCCUUUUGCAGGGGACCAUGGAGAGCAGGUGCUGAGAUCGAGUGCUUGGCAGAAGCAGCACGGGGCUGGUGAAGAUGGAGAAUGGCACAGGAGACGAGCAGAACCAGACUGGGCUGCCACUAUCAAGCCAGGAGAUCAUUACAGCUGAAUACCAAGUGGUUACCAUCCUCUUGGUCCUCCUCAUCUGCGGGCUGGGCAUCGUGGGCAACGUCAUGGUAGUUUUGGUGGUCCUCAGAACCAAGCACAUGAGAACUCCCACCAACUGCUAUCUGGUGAGUCUGGCCGUGGCAGAUCUCACAGUGCUUGUGGCUGCAGGACUGCCCAAUAUCACAGAGAGCCUGUACAGAUCCUGGGUGUAUGGCUACGUCGGGUGCCUCUGCAUCACUUAUCUCCAGUACCUGGGAAUCAAUGCUUCUUCUUUCUCCAUCGCUGCCUUCACCAUUGAGAGGUACAUAGCCAUCUGCCACCCAAUCAAAGCUCAAUUCCUGUGCACUUUUUCAAGAGCCAAAAAGAUCAUUGUUUUUGUUUGGGCUUUCACCUCCAUAUACUGUAUGCUCUGGUUUUUCUUGCUAGACCUUAACACAGUAGCCUACAAAGAGACCACUGUUGUGUCCUGUGGCUACAGGGUCUCCAGGAGCUAUUACUCUCCUAUCUACAUGAUGGACUUUGGUAUAUUUUAUGUUGUGCCAAUGGUAUUGGCAACUGUGCUCUAUGGCCUGAUUGCUAGAAUACUGUUCCUGAACCCCAUCCCUUCAGACCCAAAAGAAAACUCUAAGACCUGGAGGAAUGAUGUGGCUCACCAAAGCAAGCCUGUGAAUUCCAAGAUGACUAACAGGAGUUUCAAUAGCACUAUUGCUUCUCGAAGGCAGGUUACCAAGAUGCUGGCCGUGGUUGUGAUCCUCUUUGCAUUCCUGUGGAUGCCCUACCGCACCCUGGUUGUUGUCAAUUCCUUUCUUUCCAGACCCUUCCAAGAAAACUGGUUCCUGCUAUUUUGCAGAAUCUGUAUUUAUUUAAAUAGUGCCAUCAAUCCUGUAAUUUACAAUCUCAUGUCCCAGAAAUUCAGAGCAGCCUUCAGGAAACUGUGCAACUACCAGCAGAAACAGGAGAAGAAACCUGCCAGUCACAGCAUGGCCCUAAAUUAUAAUGUCAUCAAGGAUUCUGAUCAUUUCAGCACUGAGCUAGAAGAUAUUACCAAUACCUACCUGUCCUCUGCAAAACUGUCCAUUGGUGAUACCUGUUUGUCAUCCAAGGUAAUAGCCUGA
Molecule: messenger RNA, 1458 nt
Organism: Haemorhous mexicanus (house finch)
Lineage: Eukaryota; Metazoa; Chordata; Aves; Passeriformes; Fringillidae
Gene: TRHR
Product: thyrotropin releasing hormone receptor
Exons: 3
Coding region: 271-1458 (395 amino acids)
Biological process (GO): phospholipase C-activating G protein-coupled receptor signaling pathway
Cellular component (GO): membrane
Molecular function (GO): thyrotropin-releasing hormone receptor activity
Source: RefSeq, a predicted model, not a curated record